AUGGCGUCGCGGAAGACCCAACAAGAGAUCGACAAGACCUUCAAGAAGGUUGACGAAGGCAUCCAGGCCUUUGAGGCCAUCUACGAGAAGAUCUACUCUUCACAGAAUGCCGCGCAGAAGGACAAGUUGGAGGACAACCUCAAGAAAGAGAUCAAAAAGCUACAACGGUCCCGAGACCAGAUAAAGACUUGGGCAGCGGGCAAUGAGAUCAAAGAUAAGAGUGCAUUACUCGAACAGCGGAAGCGGAUAGAGAAAUGUAUGGAAAUCUUCAAAGCGGUGGAGAAGGAGAUGAAGACGAAGGCUUUCUCCAAAGAAGGGCUGUCUCAGAACAUCAAGCAAGACCCGAAGGAGAAGGAACGAGAGGAACUCUGCGACUUCUUAUCAGAGCAGCUGGAUGAAAUCAACCGGAUACUGACCGAAGAGCUGGAGCCGGAAGCGAAUACUCUGCAGUCAGCCCUCAAGAAGAAGCAGAAGGACAACACCAAGGCCACUCGGCUAGCGGAGAUCGAGACGAUGACUGAAACAUACAAAUGGCACGAAUCUCGGCUCCAACUACUCCUGCGAUCUUUGCAGAAUGGCAAUGUUGAAAACGAUUCCGUGGCUGCCAUCAAGAGUGAGAUUGAAGAAGUUGUCAAAGAAGGCAAGGAUCCGGACUUUGACGCCGAUGCGUACGAAGGCAUCUAUGAUGAUCUCAAUCUCGAUGGCGAAGAAGCACAAUUCGGCCUGGCCAACGAGAUGGAUCGCAUCUCGUCGCAAGAUGCACAGUCUGUCCAGGAGGAGGCUGAACCAGAAUCAGCCCCUGCCCCGGUCAAGAAGACGAAAGUCGAACACCCUCCCGCCCGAAGACCAUCUACCCAACUCAGGUCACCUCUGCCAGCACUUGCAACUCUGAAUACCAUGCCGCCCCCACCCUCAAUCCCCAAAGACACGACGAUGAAGCCUGCACCGAUUCCCAAUCGGCCUCCUGGCGAGACCCUGAAAUAUGCCUCAGCAGCCGCCGCCGCCGCGGCCAGCGACAAGACCGGCGUCGGUAUUGCUCCCCUCCCUCCUCCGGUCGGCACAAACUCAGUCACUGCAUCCCAUGGCUUGCCCGCUCCUGCUAAAGCAUCCAGCACGAGUUCUCCGGUCCCUGUAUCGGCGCAACCCAUUGAAAAGACAGCCUCACCUGCACCUGCUUCGGUAACCACGGACGGCCCCACGCCGCCUGAACAAUCGAAUCACUCCAAAUCUCCUACACUAAGUUCGACCAGUGGUGCUCCAGCUCAAAGUGUGCCUAGUAGCAUUCCACCGACUCCCGCAAUGGAUAAAUCCGAGGCAGUCCGAAUACCCGUGAUAGCGGACGAAUUGCCAACGACAAACGGUGAUGCACGUGACGACCCUUCGGGAGUGGAGUCAAUCUAUCAUCUGCCCCCGGGUCUACAAGACCUCCUCGACUCGUUCGAAACGACCAAGAGUCGAGCUGCUCAGCCACCCUCACAGUUGGCUAGAUUGCUGCAGGCUUCACAGGAGACCUGUCCCGAACCAUCGGACAGCGACCGGCCUCAACAUUGCCGCCCGACCUUCAAAUACAACACCCCCGCUCACUACCCCCAGGACGUCCUGCCGAUAUUCGACGAUCCAGCCCUGUACGACAACCAGAGACUGGAAACCGACACCUUGUUUUACAUCUUUUACUACCGGCAAAAUACCUACCAGCAGUGGCUGGCGGCGCGCGCCUUGAAGAAUCAAAGUUGGCGGUUCCACAAGCAAUACCAGACAUGGUUUCAACGGCACGAAGAGCCCAAGCAAAUUACAGAGGAGUACGAACAAGGGACGUAUCGUUUCUUCGAUUACGAGAGUACUUGGAUGAAUCGGCGAAAGGCGGACUUCAAGUUUCUGUACAAAUUCCUCGAAGACGACCUGUAG
Molecule: messenger RNA, 1905 nt
Organism: Exophiala dermatitidis NIH/UT8656
Lineage: Eukaryota; Fungi; Ascomycota; Eurotiomycetes; Chaetothyriales; Herpotrichiellaceae
Exons: 3
Coding region: 1-1905 (634 amino acids)
Biological process (GO): regulation of DNA-templated transcription; nuclear-transcribed mRNA poly(A) tail shortening
Cellular component (GO): P-body; nucleus; CCR4-NOT core complex
Source: RefSeq, a predicted model, not a curated record